AUGAAUCGGAAUACUUUAAAUAUAAUCCAAUUGGGAUUCGGAAUGUUAUUGGUAUUUUUCGCCUUUUUCUCGCAGAGUUUCAUCGUGGAGACGGUUGUGCAAAAUAGACAUGAUGAGGAUCCGAGUGUUUGGAAACAUGCUGGAUAUUAUAGUCAAAUGCUUGCCUAUGUUUCGUUCGUUUUGGGUAACUUGGCCGCUCCGACAUUGCUCUCGAUUCUGGGUCCUCGUCUCUCCUUCAUCUGUGCCGCUCUUCCCUCUCCAAUUUACAUGUCCGGAUUUCUCUUCUUCAAUCAAUAUUUUCUCUAUGGAUCUUGUAUUGUAGCGGGAUUUAUGGCCGGAUGCCUCUGGACCUCAAUCGGCAAAUAUGUGGCCGCGAAUAGUGACGAGAAAACGAUCUCCAGACACAGCAAUCUAAUGGUUUUCAUUUACAUGCCAAGUAUGAUAUUUGGUGGAACCUUUUUGUUGGUGGUUUUUGGAUCAAGAACCGAUCAGAAGAUCAGCAUGGAAACGACUAGAUUACUGUUCGGAAUCUUCGCCGUUGUCAAUUUUAUUGGAGUAAUCACUUUGGGAUUGUUACCCCAAAAGAGAAAAAAUGAUCGCCAUUCCACGAAUCAUUUCAAAGAAUUGGUGAAGACAGUGAAACUGUUUACCACAAGAGAUCAAUGGUUACUGGCUGUUCCAUCAGCUUUUACUGGCAUUGAAACCUCAUUCUUCACGAGUGUCUAUCCAACUGCUUUGUCUUUCACGAAAAGUUUCUCAAUGAAUACGAAUCAAUUGAUGGGAUUAAAUGCGAUUGCAACGGGAGCUGGGGAACUUUUCGGUGCCGCUUUCUUUGCUUGGAGCAGUAAAUGGACGGAUCGAAUCGGAAGAUGGCCAUUAAUGUGGAUUGGGACAGGGAUUAGUCUCAUAUCUUAUGCAUUGAUUGCAUACAAUCUACCGGCUAAUUCAACACAUACAAUGACUAAUGAGAAACCGAUUGCCUCAAGUCCAAGCAUUACAAUUGGUCUCAUUUGCGGCUUCAUGCUGGGUUUUGUGGAUUGUUGUGUGAAUACACGAAUCAUGUCUCACAUUGCAAUUCGCUAUUCGGAAGACCCGGCUCCUUCAUAUGCUUUAUUCAACUUUUGGCUGGCCCUCUUCACAGCUUCAUGUCUUUUCUAUGGCAGUGUCGCUUCUCUGUACAUGCAAUUGGGUCUUUUGAGUGUUGGAAGUCUCGCUUCAGCCAUCACUUAUACAAUUGCUGAUCGAAAUUUGAUGAAUAACUUGAAAUUGACGAAAGGAACAAUUCCGGAGGUUAAAAAGCCU
This is a messenger RNA of Mesorhabditis belari, 1302 nucleotides long. NCBI's taxonomy places the organism in Eukaryota, Metazoa, Nematoda, Chromadorea, Rhabditida, Rhabditidae. The record is from the annotation of a GenBank genome assembly.